AUGAAGUUUCUCUCUAUUGUUGCUCUGCUCCCCCUCGGCACCCUCGCCGUUCCCACUCUGGUGGAACGAUCCCCCACUCCUGUGGAGCGCGACAUCGCCACUUUCCAAAGCAUCCUUGCUGGUAUCAACAACCAAGUCAAUUCCCUCGAUGCUUCCAUCCAGGCCACUCCCAUUGACGCGGACGCUAUCAUCGCGCAAUCCAAUGCCCUCAUCGAGGCCAUCAACAAUGGUGUGACUGUCGUCCAGGCUCAGCCUGUCCUCAGCCAGUUCGACGCUCUUGGCCUCGUCGCGCCAACCCAGGAUCUCUCUGCCGAUACCGAGACUGCCAUUCAGCAUCUCAUCGCUAUCAAAGAUACCCUUGUUGCUGAUGGUUACGGAUGCACUACACUUGAGGCUCUUGAAAACCAACACGCUGCUGCUCUUGCACUUGCUGCGGCGAUUACUGCCAAAGUCCCGGCUGCCCUCCAGGAACUUGCUCAGGAGCUUUCGGCCGGUAUUGCCAAUGCAAUCCAGGGUGGCUUGGAUGCGUAUGCGGAUGCUUGUACGGCGACGACUACUACCACCACGACUACGACUACCACUACAACUACUGAUGAGCCGACGACUACUACGACCACUACCACUACUACAGAUGAACCGACAACCACCUCGACAACCACGGAUGAACCCACCACCACUACAACGACAGAUGACUGCGAACCAACUACCACCACAACUACAGACGAACCGACAACCACAGAUGAACCGACAACCACCACCACAACGCCUCCAGUAACCUGCCCCGGCCCAUCCACUACGACCGUGACCAGCACAACCACCGCACCUGGCAGCACCGUGACCCUGCCUGGCACGACAGUCACUCUUCCCGGUAGCACGGUGACAAUCACUCAGCCGCCGUCCACUACAACUGUCACCACAACUAUUCCGGGAACCAUAACCAGCUGCCCGUUCGGAGGUACUGUGACUGUCACAAAGACCAAAACCAAGACCAAGACUAAGACGGUAACCAAGACUGUUCGGCCUCUGCCGACCUGGUGGCCUUGGGGCCAUUAA
Messenger RNA from Aspergillus calidoustus, 1053 nucleotides. The record is from the annotation of a GenBank genome assembly. NCBI's taxonomy places the organism in Eukaryota, Fungi, Ascomycota, Eurotiomycetes, Eurotiales, Aspergillaceae.